UUUAGCUUAGCUUCCAACUCAUCCUUUUUCGCUAGCAGUCGUAAAGAUUAGCGUACAAUUUCGAUUUCUACGCUCAGUUCCGCUCUCUCUGUUUGCUGCAGUGAGCUACGGAAGUAGAACGGACGCUCGAUGAAUAUGAAUAUCUUCAGGAAGAAAACCUCGCCCAAAGAUGCUCUUCGCACCAGCAAGCGAGAAAUGGCUGUUGCAACUAGAGGCAUUGAACGAGAAAUUGCAUCUCUUCAGUUGGAGGAAAAAAAGUUGGUGGCAGAGAUAAAACAAACUGCUAAAACUGGGAAUGAGGCUGCAACCAGAAUCCUAGCUCGACAGCUUGUUCGUCUACGUCAACAGAUAACAAAUUUGCAAGGGAGUCGUGCCCAAAUUAGAGGUGUAGCUACUCAUACCCAGGCAUUAUAUGCUAGCACUUCAAUCUCUACCGGCAUGAAAGGUGCUACAAAAGCAAUGGUUGCAAUGAACAAGCAAAUGGCACCGGCAAAGCAGGCUAAAGUGAUAAAGGAGUUCCAGAAGCAGUCGGCGCAGUUGGACAUGACGAUUGAAAUGAUGUCAGAGUCUAUCGAUGAAACUUUAGAUAAAGAUGAGGCAGAAGAGGAAACUGAAGAGCUUACUAAUCAGGUGCUUGAUGAGAUCGGUGUAGAUAUUGCAUCACAGUUAUCGUCUGCACCCAAAGGCCGGAUUGCAGCGAGAAAGACUGAAAAUACUGUUACCAGCUCUGAAUCUACUGAGGUUGAGGACCUUGAGAAGAGGUUGGCCUCUCUUCGACGUAACUGAGUCGAGAUCGAAUUCCACAAAUCUGCAAGAACUACAAAUACAUCAGUUCUAUUGCAUGUAAAGUUAGUAAUAUUGUUGGUAUGGUAUAACAGUUAUGUGUGAUAUGAGAAUCAUAUUUUAACUAAUUACCAUUUAUUAGGCGAUGUAUAUUUGUUUUUGGAACUUGGAGAAGCAUGAUUAAACUGGUCUAAGCUGCUCUUGGGUAUUAUAUUGAUCCAUGCAACUGCAGAACCUAGAUAUAAAUGGCUAGAGCUUUAUUAAUCAUC
This is a messenger RNA of Momordica charantia (bitter melon), 1052 nucleotides long. Its product is annotated as vacuolar protein sorting-associated protein 2 homolog 2. Gene Ontology annotation, biological process: vacuolar transport. Lineage: Eukaryota; Viridiplantae; Streptophyta; Magnoliopsida; Cucurbitales; Cucurbitaceae. The record is from RefSeq and is a predicted model, not a curated record.